Molecule: messenger RNA, 1887 nt
Organism: Gaeumannomyces tritici R3-111a-1
Lineage: Eukaryota; Fungi; Ascomycota; Sordariomycetes; Magnaporthales; Magnaporthaceae
Exons: 4
Coding region: 112-1452 (446 amino acids)
Biological process (GO): proteolysis
Molecular function (GO): metalloaminopeptidase activity
Source: RefSeq, a predicted model, not a curated record
CCAAAAUUGGCAAGGCCGAAGGCGGGGUUUAAAAGCGUCGCGGGACGAGGGCGCUUUUACAGCUUCUUUACGCGACCCACUGUAGAAGGCGUAUAGCCGAUUUCGCCAAAAAUGGCCGACCAAGCACCAGCUGAAGAGCUGGCAAAGCUCCAGGUCAAGGACGCAGCCAAGAGCAACGGCGAGGCCGCGCCAAGCAAACCGCCCGCCAACGGAGAGGAGAACGACAGCGACGGUUCCGACGAUGACGGGGAGGGCGACGAUGCCGGCGCCGCCGCGCCCGCCGCAGGAGCGGCCAAGAAGAAGAAGAGAAAGCCGCGCAAGAAGAAGAAGAAGGGCGCGUCGGCCCAGACGGAGCCGCCAAGGGUCCCCAUCUCGCAGCUGUUCGCCGGCAAGGAGUACCCCAAGGGCGAGGAGGUGGAGUACGUGAACGAGAACCGGUACCGCACCACGAGCGAGGAGAAGCGGCACCUGGACAACCUCAACAGCGAGCUGCUCAGCGACUACCGGCAGGGGGCCGAGGCGCACCGGCAAGCGCGCAAGUGGGCGCAGAAGAGCAUCAAGCCCGGGCAGUCGCUGACCGAGAUCGCCAACAACGUCGAGGACGCGGUCCGGGCGCUGGUCGGGCACCAGGGGCUCGACGAGGGCGACGCCAUGGUGGCGGGCAUGGGCUUCCCGACGGGGCUGAGCAUCAACAACUGCGCGGCGCACUACACGCCCAACGCGGGCAACAAGAUGGUGCUGCAGCAGGACGACGUACUCAAGGUGGACAUUGGCGUGCACGUGGGCGGGCGCAUCGUCGACAGCGCCUUCACGCUGGCCUGGAACCCGCGCUACGACCAACUGCUGGCGGCCGUCAAGGACGCGACCAACACGGGCGUGCGCGAGGCGGGCAUCGACGCGCGGCUGGGCGAGAUCGGCGAGGCCAUUCAGGAGACGAUGGAGAGCUACGAGGUCGAGAUCGACGGCGAGACCUUCCCCGUCAAGUCGAUCCGGAACCUCAACGGCCACACCAUCGAGCGCUUCAGCAUCCACGGCGGCAAGAGCGUGCCCAUCGUCAAGACGGCCGACCAGACCAAGAUGGAGGAGGGCGAGAUCUACGCCAUCGAGACCUUUGGCAGCACCGGCAACGGCUACGUGCGCGACGAGGGCGAGGUUUCGCACUAUGCCAAGCGCGCCGAUGCGCCCAACGUCGCCCUGCGCCUGACCUCGGCUAAGAACGUGCUGAACAUCAUCAACAAGAACUUUGGGACGCUGCCCUUCUGCCGUCGCUACAUUGACCGCUUAGGCCAGGACAAGUACCUUCUCGGUCUCAACAACCUUGUCUCGAACGGUAUUGUUGAGGCAUACCCGCCACUCGUAGACAAGAAGGGUUCCUACACGGCCCAAUAUGAGCAUACCAUUCUCCUCAGGCCAACGGUCAAGGAGGUUAUCAGCCGGGGAGACGACUAUUAAGUAAGGAUGAUGGCUAUCGAAUGGGUGGAACUUUGAUAGUGAUUUCCAGAAACCAGGCUUUCAAUGUCGCAUCGUGGCAUCGCUGGCACAUUCAUUCACCGCCUCUGGAAAAAGGAUGGGUGGAGGUGUUAUGCAAAGGGGCCUAAUGCGCGACCGUCGUUGUAGAUUGGCUUCGGUUAUUAGGGGCAUCUCAGGUUCGCCGGACCGCGACCGUUGUUGCCCUGACAUGAAAAUAGGUACUUCAGGCUUGUGCAACUUUGGGUGUUCAUGCGGUGGUGGUGACUCGGGAUUCGGACCCCUCACUGAUACGUGGUUGCGAUGCCUACCACGUUACUAAAUGGAACCCCAAGUCUAGGCCUCAGCGAUUAAGGGUUUCUUCGUCCUGUUCCUUUCCAUGACUCUAGAGAUGGAAUGCCUGCUGCUCCUCCUCUUUUC